Messenger RNA from Scatophagus argus, 1598 nucleotides. It is a transcript of the gene dnajc22, whose product is annotated as DnaJ (Hsp40) homolog, subfamily C, member 22. Gene Ontology annotation, biological process: endocytosis. The transcript is spliced from 5 exons. NCBI's taxonomy places the organism in Eukaryota, Metazoa, Chordata, Actinopteri, Scatophagidae. Gene Ontology annotation, cellular component: plasma membrane; early endosome. The record is from RefSeq and is a predicted model, not a curated record. Bases 456 to 1475 code for a protein of 339 amino acids.
GAAUAGUUAGGCGUCAUCUUCACUCAAUAAUGGGGAAUGAAUACACGAAUAAUUACAUCUGUUAGAGAUGCACACUUUUUUCUUAUCAUUUUCUGCUUUAAAGCCCACGUCUGUUUUUCUCAGUGGUGGAAAGAAAUCAAUUGUGAGUGCAGAUGAUCCAGGGGACUAAAACUUGAUGAGCACUGUGUGCAGCGUAAUUUCAUUGUCCAAAGUCCAGCUGUUGCAACAAUAUACACGAACUUCAGCUACGGAAAAGACUGGAAAGGAGUGAAAUUGUGUAAGUAACUUAGUUAUAGUUAGUCAUUUAGGUCUUAAAUGUAUUUAAAAUGUAAAUCAGUUGAACUGUCAGUUUUACACAGCCUUUGGAUUAGCUGUGGAUUCUCGUAAAGCGAAAGGUAUUCAUCAGGGAUGACUAAUAUUCGCGUGUACAAGGACUGACCCACUGAGUAAAAAGGAUGGUAAAAAGUGUAAUGGUAGCCUAUGCCUUGUGGGCAGUAGGUGGACCUUUGGGCCUUCAUCAUUUAUAUUUAGGAAGAGACAGCCAUGCUUUGUUGUGGAUGCUAACCUUGGGAGGAUUUGGGUUUGGCUGGGUCAGAGAGGUCAUACGUAUUCCUGCAUAUGUGAGUGAGGCCAAUCAAGAUGGAGAGAGAGAGAGAAAAAGACCCCCCACCGUGGUCCAGCCACCUGUAGGCCCUGUCAGAUUUGCUGGACAGGUGUGUGUGGGAAUCUACUUUGGCACCGUGGCUCUGGUUGGACUGAACUCCCUAAGUUUCUUCUACUUGAUUGUUCUGCCUUUAUGUGUGGGUGCAGGGGUACAUUUAGUGUCCAGUGUGGGCCAGCAGACCUCAGAUCUCCAAAAAACUUUGACUACUUGUCUUAUAACUUCCCCAUUAUUCUAUGGCAGCACCUUAUCACCUCUCCCUUUAAGCUUGGCCGCCAGUGUCACUGCAGCACAGCACCGCAAGUUCAAACCUCCACGGACACCUGAAAGCAAACAGGAACUAGGUCCACGGCUUUAUAAGCUUGGUCUGGCCUGGCUGGCCUUCUCUGCACCUCUGGGUUACUGUAUUUUCCAUAACACCACAGCCACAUUGUACUACAUGUCUGACUGUAUAGCAGCGCUUCUGGAUGUUUUCUGGUUUCUGCCUUGGCUCAGAAGUGUGUUGGAGUACAUUCUUUUAAUGCCAUAUCGGAUAUUUUGCUUUUUUACUGGAGGGGGGUACUAUGAAGAGGCUUGGAGGAAGGUUCUGGAAAUACUGCUCAAAGAGUACACUGAGAGAGAAAAAGAAGCAUUGCAGGUAUUGUCGCUGGAUCUAGAGGCCUCUCUUGAAGAGAUAACUCGCAGCUACAGAGACCUGGCUAAGACAUGGCAUCCAGACCACAACCCCAGCAAGGAUGCUGAAGCAAUGUUCGUGAAGAUCCAUGAGGCUUAUCAAAUCCUUCUACAACGGCACAGACCUCACCGAUUCAAAUAGCUGCCCUUCGAUCCUUACUGACUGGCCUGAACAAUUGCAAGGCCACAAUGAGACUCUCGGUUAUAUUUUACAGUCAUUGUUUUUUGUUGUUCAUGGUACAUAAAUCCAAAGCAUGCACAAAGA